GAGAUGACCGAGAUCGAGUACACGCAGCUGCAACAUAUACCCUACUCGCACGUGGAGGCGGCGGUGGCCGACGGCGAGCUCGAGACGCGCCUCAACUCGGCCUUCCUGGCGGUGGGCGUGGCGGGCGCGGCGGCCGGGACCUUCACGGCGGCGAGGGGCGCGCCACCCGUGUACCCGGUGCUGUGCCCGCCUGCGCUGGCCAAUGGCAGCUUCGCGGGCGCCAACCAGUGCCUGGGCCACGUAGACUUCCAGGAGCUGUGCAUGAUGCUGCUGAGCGAGGCGGGUGCGCCCCCCGCCACCGAGAAGACGCCGGGCGCCGGCGCACCCCGGCCCAAGGCGCCCGACGGCGCUGGCAAGGAGAACGUGGAGGGUGCGCCUGAGACGCGGACCAAGUCGGCCAUGCGCGUCCGCCUGGGGGACCGCUUCAAUAGCAUCCCAGCCGAGCCCCCGCCGGCCCCGCGCGGCGCGGAUCCCCCUGAGCCCGGCAUGGCGCUCAACAAUUUGGUAACUCUUAUUCGCCAUCCGUCCGAAUUAAUGAAUGUUCCUCUUCAUCAGCAACAAAACAAACGUACAACAGGAGUGGAAAAUGAAACUGCUGCUGCAGCUCGUGCUCUGCAGUUGACAUACCCUCUGCUUACCGCCAGUAGUCGCUCUGCUAGUGGAAAUGCUCAUCUUUCACCAGUCCAGAGUUCUAGUAACUCAUGUUCUGUACUUGAAGCUGCCAAGCAUCAGGAUAUUGGAUUGCCGAGGGCUCUAUCUUUCUGUUAUCAGCAAGAAAUUGAAUCCACUAAACAGACUUUGGGUGGUAGAAACAAAGCUUUGCCUGAGCAGGUUUGGAUUAAAGUAGGAGAAGAAGCGCCACGUGAACAAGCAGUGCGUAAGCGGGGUCGGAGUAGGAUACGUCGGUUGCACACAGACAUAGAGCGAAGAGCCCUGGGAGAGCUCCAGAGUGUGGGUGACGGCUCCCCAGCAGCGCGGGGCGCUUGGCAGUCGGCGGAGCCGUCCCGGGCCGCCCUCGGGGCGCAGAGCCAGAGCGGGCCCCGGGGAGGCGGGGCCCGGCGCGGGGAGAGGCACAGCCGCAGGGAAAGAGAUGGAAGGCGCAGAAUCCGCAUUUGCUGUGAUGAGUUGAAUCCUUUAGUCCCGUGCUGCAACGCCGAGACCGAUGAGGCAACGACCCUGCAGUGGACCACAGCGUUCCUGAAAUAUAUUCAGGAAAGACAUGGAGAUUCUCUUAAAAAGUACGCGGGCCUUUCACCGCUGUGGCCUCUCCCGCCGCAGAGCACAGGCUCCGGACGUGCAGGCUCAGCGGCCACGGCUCACGGGCCCAGCCGCUCCGUGGCACGUGGGAUCCUCCCGGACCGGGGCACGAACCUGUGUCCCCCGCAUCGGCAGGCGGACUCUCAACCACUGCGCCACCAGGGAAGCCCCUUGACAGCCUUUUGAAGACUCAGUUACUGUGCCAGCUAGGUGGCAACUCCACGCGGGGCA
Kogia breviceps (pygmy sperm whale) is the source of this 1488-nucleotide messenger RNA. The record is from RefSeq and is a predicted model, not a curated record. Lineage: Eukaryota; Metazoa; Chordata; Mammalia; Artiodactyla; Physeteridae.